Durusdinium trenchii is the source of this 1962-nucleotide messenger RNA. NCBI's taxonomy places the organism in Eukaryota, Dinophyceae, Suessiales, Symbiodiniaceae. The record is from the annotation of a GenBank genome assembly.
AUGAAACAUGCGAAGGAGGUGGCAUGCCAACAAAGUAGUACGUCAACGAGGGCAUCAUUGACCCCGGAGUUGGUGGUCGACAUGUCCUUUGCACCCAGGGCCGGUGAAGCGAGGGUGCAGCAAGGAGAAUCCUUUGGAAACUGGUUGUGUUGGGUAUCACCAUGUUCGAGAUUUUGCAAGGAGGACAUGUUUCAUACCCAUUCUUCUCCGCCGGACGAGGGGGAUCCAGAUCUUCUCCUGGAAAAUCCAGAUGACGUCGUGGCUGUGCACCCAAACUUUUCAGGUGUAUGGCUUUGUGUUGAGGUGAUUGGUGACACCGACAGGUUCUUGGAGGAAAUGGGUUUGGAUGAGGACUUGAGGCUUGAUGCGCGCAGAAAUGAAUAUGGUGUCUAUCAACAACGGCAGAAAAUCAACCAGACAGGUCUGUGGCUUGAGAUUGCGAAUGAAUUGAAGGCACAAGUAAAAAGUGUAUUCCGCAUUGGUGGUGGUGUGCAGUCCUGCAGAGAUCACUCGGGGAGGUCUCCUCUGCUAUGGCCUGAAGUGCGAGCAGGCUGCCGAUCAAGCGCUGCAGCGCAUUCAGAGCAAACCAAUAGCUCGGAUGAACUACCGCAUGUUCGACCGUUUCGAUCCCAUGAGUUUCUCCAUGGUGAAUCUCCGAAAUCUUGGCUUCGUGGUGCUUAUGCUUUGGUCAAGAAGCUUCGGAAUUGCACAACCGUGAGAAGUUGCGCCUUUUCCUGGUCUUUCCUCGCGCUUAUUUUUGGAGCCCGAAAAGGCGGGCCCUUUGAAAGCGAAGGUAGGAGGGCAGUGUGGGAGAAUUUGUGGACAGACGCUACGCAAAGAAUGAUUCACCUUCGCCAAGCAGAACUUCUGCGGGCAAAGGCGACGCGUUUGCUCAGCCCUUUUGGGGGACCGCAGGAGCGAAAGGUUCCUGAUGAGGGCUCGUCUGUGUUGUUACUGUCGGCCCAUUCUGCCGGCUACUUCCAAGAGCCUUUCGUUGCGCCCUUUGUUCGCCAGCUCGAAUGCUAUGCCUUUGCACGAGGUAUGCAAUUUGCAGCUGAUGGUGGGCCCUGGCCAUUGCGCCAUGUGCCCUUGGGCCGCACAGGCCACUACUUUUGGGUUGGCCACUGGCAUAGUACAAAGAUAGGUGCUGAUGGUGCAGUUGAACAAGAAAAAUGGGAGGAGGACCACUUGAAAUAUGUCGUGACUCUGGUUGAAGAUUUGCAACAGUACCAGCUCAGCAGAGCGGUGGAGCUUGCAUCCCUUGAGAAUUUUGUGACUAUCUAUUUUGAUGACCCGGGCAAGCAGACCAAGAUUUGGUCUAUUGAACGCCAGCUGGACAAGCAUGUCAUGAUGGUCCUGUACCUUGAUGUGGAUGUGACAAUACGACCUGACAGUCUGCAAUGGGGUUUGAUCCCAUUCUUGGUCCCACAGUCGCAUUCCCACCGUCCCGGUGAUGUGUUUGUUCGAGACUCAUGGCCUGGAAUUGAGUGCCUGAACAGCGGAUUCUUGGCACUCCGCAAUACCAGAGCAUCCCGAUUGCUCCUGGAGCUGUGGCGACAAAAGACGCGAUGGGCAGCAUCCUGGGACCAGAGUGCUUUAGCCGAGUCGAUCUUGGAACUGGUAGGCAUGGAAAUGCAGCUGCUGGGAAAGCGUGGAUACAACUCGGAAUGCCUGCGAUUUCUUCUUCCACUUCCGAAUGGCGUUUUUCCCUAUGGCAUGUAUUGCGAUUGCUGGCAGUCCGUCCUCAGUGACAUGAUUGGACCACAUCGGAAACGUCGCAGCCGGAUUGUGACUUUUGUGGAUCCAGAGCGCAUUGAUGUAAACUUCGUCCCGAACGACUUCUUUUACGCGCAUGGGUUUGAUCUUGCGGAGAUGCAUCUGGUUUCCAGGGCAAACGCGUCGACAAUGAACCCGCUUAUCGUGCAUUGGGCCACGCAUCUGAGACCUCCAAACCUGUCAUGA